AUGGCCGGCGGUCUAGUGAAAUACCGGCACCUGAGCCGGAACUCAGCGCACCGACAAGCCCUGCUGCGAAACUUAGUCACGGCCCUCGUCCAGCACGAGUCCGUCCGCACCACCUGGCCCAAAGCCAAGGAGACCCAGCGGCUCGCCGAGAAGCUCAUCACCCUCGCGAAGCGGAACAACGAGGAUGCGCGGAGGAAGGCGCACGGCAUAUUAUUUACCCCCAACGCCCUCGUCCCCAAACUCUUCAACGAGCUGCGCAAGCGGUACGCCUCCCGGCCCGGGGGCUACACGCGCGUGCUGCGCACCGAGCCCGUGUCGCGGUACGACCAGGGCGACUCCGCCAUCCUCGAGUUCGUCGACGGACCCAAGGACCUGCGCUUCGCCAUCACCGCCGCGACGGUGGCCCGCGACCAGCGCCUCGGCCAGCCCUCGAACUACCUGACGAUGCUGAACAGGAAGAAGGUCACGCAGUUCAGGAAGGGGGGGGAGCAGGCGUUCGAGGAGAUGAUCAGGAAGGUUGGGGCGCUGGGGUUGGGGGGCAAGGGAAGCGGAGGGGGAGGGGCGAUGGGGGUUAGUGUGAGGAAGGGGGGAGAGGGCGCGGCGGCGAGCUAG
Hypoxylon fragiforme is the source of this 612-nucleotide messenger RNA. RefSeq names its product ribosomal protein L17. The record is from RefSeq and is a predicted model, not a curated record. Gene Ontology annotation, molecular function: structural constituent of ribosome. Bases 1 to 612 code for a protein of 203 amino acids. Gene Ontology annotation, cellular component: mitochondrial large ribosomal subunit; ribosome. The transcript is spliced from 2 exons. NCBI's taxonomy places the organism in Eukaryota, Fungi, Ascomycota, Sordariomycetes, Xylariales, Hypoxylaceae. Gene Ontology annotation, biological process: translation.